CUAUAUCUAUACUUACACUAUUUCGUGCCGGUGAUACAUACAUACAUUUGCAAAAGUGACAGUAAUGUUGGUUAUUUAAAACUUAUCUUUUCAUUUUCAGUGAGUGCACUUUAUUACAGUGAUGAUUUUACUUGAGAUUAAUAAUAGAAUUCUAGAAGAAACAUUAACUAAUAAAAUAAAAAAUGCCUUGUCAGGCCACAAGCCUGAAUCUAUUGACAUUACAAUUGCUGACUUCGAUGGAGCUCUGUUUCAUGUUUCAAACUUUAGUAAAGACAAGUCAAAAAUUAGAAUUAGUAUAUUACUUAAAUUCUAUAAACAGCUACAAGAGCACGGUGCAGAUGAAUUGCUAAAAAGAGAAUAUGGCUCUUAUUUAACUGAACCAGAAAGUGGUUAUAAUGUGACUGUGCUAAUAGACUUGGAUAAUUUAAAUGACGACUGGGAAUCGUUGAUCAAAAAGAUAGGCCUGCUUAAAAGACACUGUUUUGCAAGUGUUUUUGAAAAAUAUUUUGAUUUUCAAGAAUAUUAUUUUGAUUCACAUGAGGCCGGUAUAAAAAUGCACAAAAGAGCAGUUAUUGAAUAUCGAGAUCAAGAGUAUAUGUAUGUGGAAGCAAAAAGUGAUAGAGUCACUGUUGUCUUUAGUACUAUAUUCAAAGACGAAGAUGAUAUGGUUAUUGGGAAAAUGUUUUUACAAGAAUUGAAAGAAGGACGAAGAGCAAGUCAUACAGCACCACAAGUUCUAUUCAGUCAUCGUGAACCUCCACUUGAGUUACAAGAUGCUGGAGCUCCAAUUAAUGAUUGCAUAGGAUAUAUAACAUUUGUUUUGUUUCCUAGACAUACAAGCAGAGAAGCUCGUAACAACACAAUAGAUUUAAUUCACAUGUUCAGGCAUUAUCUACAUUAUCAUAUAAAAUGUAGUAAAGUUUACAUUCAUUCAAGAAUGCGAACUAAAACUACUGACUUUUUAAAAGUAUUAAAUCGUGCAAGAUCACAACCAAAAACUACAGAAAAGAAGACUAUUACUGGACGGACAUUCAUCAGAAAAGAGUAGCAGUGAAAAAUAUGAAGGAUUUGAUUUAACUUGUCAGAUUGUCAUUUUGAUAUAUAUGAAUACUUCUCAUCUGCGAUAAUAAAAAUGUGCAUUUGUAUUCUAGAUGAAGAAGAAAGAAUUUUGCAAUGAGAAAGUAUAUAUAGACAUGGUAAUAAUGUAUUACCAAGAAACCAUGUCAAAAUUGAAAAUUAAAGUUUUUAUUUACGAAAAAUA
Messenger RNA from Leptopilina boulardi, 1261 nucleotides. RefSeq names its product probable actin-related protein 2/3 complex subunit 2 (gene Arpc2). The record is from RefSeq and is a predicted model, not a curated record. Gene Ontology annotation, cellular component: Arp2/3 protein complex; actin cytoskeleton. The transcript is spliced from 7 exons. Bases 122 to 1048 code for a protein of 308 amino acids. Gene Ontology annotation, biological process: Arp2/3 complex-mediated actin nucleation; actin filament polymerization. NCBI's taxonomy places the organism in Eukaryota, Metazoa, Arthropoda, Insecta, Hymenoptera, Figitidae. Gene Ontology annotation, molecular function: structural constituent of cytoskeleton; actin filament binding.